Messenger RNA from Mollisia scopiformis, 1030 nucleotides. RefSeq lists its product as uncharacterized. Bases 476 to 697 code for a protein of 73 amino acids. The transcript has a single exon. The record is from RefSeq and is a predicted model, not a curated record. Lineage: Eukaryota; Fungi; Ascomycota; Leotiomycetes; Helotiales; Mollisiaceae.
CCCGAAGUGGAGUAGUGAAAGACAGGCCGAGGCGUGAUCUUCAAGCCCCUUGAUCCUGCCUCUCCUCGUGUGGGUCAGGGCAGCUUCGGAAACUCUCCACCUCUCACAAUCCGAGUCACCACACGGUUAUCAGGAGUCCAGCGCAGACGGCCCGCAAUUGCAAGCAAGACUCCUGCAGCAUGCAGCCUGCAUCAGCACCACCACCACCAUCAGCUCCAAAGCUACGGACUGCCAACUUGCCAACCUGCCAAGCGAACACAAUCCAGCUUGGAUGAGGGGUCGUUCAGUGGCAGAGGUGGGUGAAGAAGACAACAGCAGGAAUAAUAUAAUGGGCCCGGGCAAACGACAAUUAUCGACGGCUCUGUGCAUCCCGAGCGUUCCUGUCCUGCAAGCAAGCAAGCAAGCAACCCCCGUUCCGCUACCGAAAAACCAGUAACCCACCACAGGGAGUUUGCACGAACAGCUGCUGGGAUGGAUGUGGUGCAAUCUGUGCGGCCGCUCCCUUUCAACGGUGUCGUGCUGUCUGUUGCUUUUGCUCAGGGUACCUCCAUACACUUUCGUAUGUUCGAGUCAAGGCCUCCUGGUGAUUCACUACCGCUCUAAAAAGGCCGGUCAACCCACUUCGAAAGUCAAAAUCGAGGAAGAAACUCGUUGGAACAAGAUCGCUCUUGGCUGGUCCCUUCUUACCAACAACUGAGCCUCGGCAGUUUCUGGACCUGAGGCCCGUUCGUUUGUACAGAAGAUGAGCUGAUGUUGCACUAGAGUAGUUCUCACAGCUUGUAGGAGAGAUUCCAUUGGUAUUCUUUGGCUGUCCGUGGUAUACCCCGCGUAUCCUGGUAUUGUAAUGCGAUGAUGAAAAGGUGGUGCAAAUCAUUUCAUCUUCCAACAUUCGAAAGAACCUUCCAUUUCCACCGGGGCGGCAGGGAUGUAUGCGGGAGAACGUUGCCAUUGUUGUUCCAUGCAUAACAAACUGCCUCCACGAGCCAUGGUGCGGAAGGCCGCAGCAAGAGACGGGAAGCUUGAGAGAGGA